CGGAGCAUUUAUUCAUAUCCCAGCAUCCCCCUGUGUCCACUCUAUUCCGUAUCAGACGUCACCACCAGCUAUCAGUGUGACACAGCUCUUUAUCAAAACUAUUUUAUAGUAAACAGACACGGAAGUUGGUUCAGAUAUAUCAGCACCCUAGAGAAAGCAAGACACUUAGAAAAACAAUCCUGUAACCUAGCAAGACAAACAAUGGAGAAAACAAACUCACAGUCGUGGGGGUCUUUCGUGAAAUCUCUGGGUGCCAAUGAUUUUAAAAAGACAGUCAGAGUGCUGAGUGGAGAAUACUUUUCAGGGUCCCUGUAUAAUAUCUCAUUCUCUGAUGGAGAUGUCUUCAAAAUUACUGACAGAAUACUCUCUAAAGUACAAGCUGUUUUGUACCAUGCUGAUGAGAUGAGGACCAUUGAUAUUCCACUGGAUUAUAAAGGGUACUUUCAACUGAUUCCUGAUCAUGAACCGUACACAAAAGUUGUAGAUCUCUAUCAUUGUGUUAAAGUAGACCAGCCGGCAGAAGUACAGCCCCGAUUCAAGAACAACAUCAGCUUUGCUCUUGAAGACGGGACGGUUAUCGCCAAAGGAGAGAGAUUGAUCUUACAUGGCUUUGAAGAAAAACAAAACCAAAUCUUUCUGAGAUGUAAACGCCUGAAAAUGAAGGGCACCCCUGUUGUACUGGUACCAGCCCACUGCAAAUGGGAGAUGCAGGAAUGCCAAGAUGACCAGUAUUAUACUAUGGAUGACCUUCUAAAGUGGAAAAUGCUGGUGGGCCGCCGGCGCUUUGUUAAGGUUAUCAAUACCAUCUUUCUUUCACAUGAUCUUCCAGAUCUAAAAAAUUUCAAUGGUGUUGCUCAGCUCUUACCAACUUAUUCUGUGAAAGCCAUUCUUCUUGAAGGGACUGAAGUCAUUAUACCACCAGACAUAGACAUGGAAGUAAUUGAUAUUUCUGAAUCAGUCAACAAGAGCUUGUUCUCCAGACAACAGACUUUAUACUCAAUCUACAGCAUGGCAGAUAAAGAAUUUCCACUGAUGGUAGAAAUUAAACACAUUGCUCAAAACAAGAACCUGUUACAAACUGGACAGAAAUGCCAAUUACAUAACCUCCAAGUCGGACAGUGUCUAACAAUACUGAGAAGGGAAGAAGUGAAAAAAUGCCUUGUCACAGAUAUAUCGGAUCCAGAAAAGAAGAGGCACUUCGUUGUACCUUCAACCUAUCAAGGCACGGUCUCUCAAGUUUCCAGAACCUUCCGUUAUGUUUUUGAUUUGGUGUUUCAAGGCUCUACUGGACAGAACUUGACAGUACUUGCAACGAAAAAUUACACUGCCGAAGCACCGUCGUUAUCAUCAUUUCAUGUUGGAGACCAAUUUCGCGUCCUGAUGUCUGAUACGGUUCUUGUACAGUUUGCUGAAAAAACAGAAGCAGUAGGCAUAGUUGAAUUCGAAAACACGGAGACAAAAGUCAGAGUCAAGUUUCCCAUGUAUGCUGAAGGAGGGUUUGUAGAACUACUGUACGACAACAAAAGCUGCACAUUGGCACAGCUUAUUUCACGAGAAUGUUUAGUUCCUUGCCACUUUAAGGUGGAUAUUCGAGACCCUUCAGUUAAAGACGAUCCACUGCAUACUGCAAAAGAACUGAGGCUCCAUAAGGAGAUUUAUGACCAAUGCCUUGUGGUCACAAAGGAAGACUCUUCACUGAAGCCUUUUGAACUCCCAAUUAAUCAUGAACACAUGAUUGUGGAAUUAUUGAGCAACCAACCAUCUAUGCACAAUCAACACACAUCACUUAUGUCUUAUGAAAGCAACGUAGAAAUAGUACCAGAAGAUUACUAUUCAGAAGAAUUCAGAUAUGAAUAUGUAAUGGGUCCCCCCCCAUUACCUCCAAGGACCAAUAGAAGCCAAUCUUCCAGUGAGGUUCAACUCCCACCUCCUUUACCAAGGCGGAAUAUGUUAGCGACUGAGGUCCCUGCAGGUAUCCCACACGCAUCCCUCCAAAGACCCCACACCCCUUCAGCAGGACACAUCACACCACAGCAGAUGAACCAUCCUCUUCAAGUACAGAUCCUUGCUGAUAACCCACCAAGCAACCCCCAAAACAAAUGCAAAGAGGGCAGUCUCCCUGAAACACGAGGAAGUUCACAAAAUAUGUACAGUACCUACAUCUGCCGAAGUCAAUAUAUGUAAAGAAGGUGAAAAGGAAAACAGACCCAAAUCCAGCUUCACUUAUUGAAAAUUUAUCAUAAAAUCAACUGAAGAAGACAUUCUACACUUUUAUGUAAUACAGUAUUUUACUACUUUUCAUUACACUGUGUAAACUGUUGAAGUGGGCCGCCACUGUAGAUAUGGUGCUUUUUUUUUGUUUUUUCCAAAUAAGAAUUGGUAUAAGGGUACACUUGCUUCAUCAUUCUAACUUUAAAUACUCAAUCGUAACAUGUACUGUAGUCGUAUUAAAAGAAACUUGGCAAUAUAUAAACAUUUCAACCAUGUGAAGUCUUAACAAAGUAUUUUCAGUGUAAAUAAAAAGUGUACUUUAUAUGAUGAAACCAUAUUGCAAAAAGCAUUCAACGUGAUUAAACAUGAUUAACCUUAAUCAUAACGCAACUCUGCAAAUCUUACUGAUGUCGU
Messenger RNA from Acipenser ruthenus (sterlet), 2625 nucleotides. RefSeq names its product protein THEMIS3-like. Bases 202 to 2184 code for a protein of 660 amino acids. The transcript has 7 exons. Gene Ontology annotation, biological process: T cell receptor signaling pathway. Lineage: Eukaryota; Metazoa; Chordata; Actinopteri; Acipenseriformes; Acipenseridae. The record is from RefSeq and is a predicted model, not a curated record.